AUGGAAGCAUCAUUGAUGCCGUCUACGGAAAACGAAGAUGAGACAGAGGAGGAACCGGCAAGCCAAGAUGAGAAAGACGCUACCAUGAAUGGAAUGCCGCUCAUCAUGCUUACAGUCGGUAUGAUGGGCAUCGUCUUCUUGAUGUGUCUCGACCAUUAUAUUCUCGAAAGCACUGCAGCCACGGCGAUACCACGCAUAACAACGGACUUCAAUGCGCUACAGGAUGCAGCCUGGUACAGCAGCGGAUACUUCCUGACAAACAUGGCCUUGCAGCCAGCUUUUGGGCAGCUGUAUAAACUGUUUUCGAUCAAACUCAUUUUUCUCGCUUGCCUGCUAAUUUUUGAGGCCGGCUCUAUCCUAUGUGCCUUAGCGCCGUCAUCUAUAGCCCUCAUACUCGGCAGGAUCGUCACGGGCAUCGGUGGCGGCGGUCUCUAUAUCGGCUGUGUAGUGCUUAUCGGCUACGUUGUCCCUUUGAAGCGGCGCGCCGCGUACAUUUCCAUGGUCACAAGCCUGGACGGAGCCGCAUCUGUUGCGGGACCGCUGCUCGGAGGUGUUUUCACAGAUUCAUCGUUGACUUGGCGCUUCUGCUUUUGGAUCAACCUUCCCAUCGGCUUUGUUGCCUUUGUUGUAUUGUGGUGGUAUUUGCGUGACCCUCCUCAACAUACAGCUGUGGCGGGAUCGGUAUUCCAGAGAUUACUGGCUGUUGACUGGCUUAGCUUGACUCUGCUACUCGGCGGCUUCUCAAUGCUAUUACUUGCCCUUCAAUGGGCUGGUAUCGUGUACUCCUGGUCUGAUCCACAUAUAUACGGAAUGCUCGUAGGAGCCAGCCUUGCCUUGAUUCUCUACUUUCUUUACCAAGCCCACCAAGGAGACAAGGCUGCUAUACCAUAUCGCAUUUUGCGCCAAAGAACUGUAUUUUUCAGCGCUGCCUUCAUGCUGCUCAUGAACAUGUUCAUAGGUGCGCUGGUAUACUACCUGCCCUUCCAGUUCCAGGCCGUCCGUGGAGAUAGUGCCAAAAAAUCUGGGGUUGUCAACCUAGCGUUUCUUGUGCCCCUUUUGGCUUCGCCAUUGGUGAGCGGGAGCGCGAUCAGCCUGGUUGGUUGGUACGUACCGUUCAUGUACCUGGGCAGUAUCGUUGCAACAAUUGGCGCUGGACUCCUGACGACCUUGAGUGGCGCUACGCCGCAGGCGAACCUUAUCGCAUACCAAUUUCUAGCCGGCUUUGGGGGCGGCCUCUGCCACCAGAUCCCCUACACGUCAAUUCUUCACGUACUACCCGCGAGUGACAUGGUACCAGGCAGCGCGCUAUGCAGCUUCUUGAACAGUCUCGGGUCAAUCCUAGGUAUCAUCGUAGCCCAGGUGAUCUUCGCAAGCCUCCUGGCACGCAACCUUCAGGGGCUGGUCGGCGUUGACGCACAAACCGUGAUCCAGGCUGGACCAACCAACAUCAGCAACGUCGUAUCCGGCGUAAUAGCCGACAAGGUUCGUACUGCAUAUAACGGCGCCUUGCGGGACACUUAUGUCUUGCCCGUCGUUGCGGCUGGCUUAUGCUGCUUCUGUGCUGUUGGAAUGGAGUGGAAGCGCAUUAAGAAUUAAGGAGUGUUACACUUGACAGGGUUCUAGGCAUCAUUCGUCCUAUGUGCCUAACUCCGACGGAAAGUUGUUGACGGGUCGAGGUUAACACAUGCUUAAUAUUACCGUAGUACAGAGACAGAUAUCUGCGUCGCAUUAGCGUAUUGUUCUCACCGUCUUACAUGCAUGGUAUGUCAGUACCCCCCAUUGGUGGGCGGUGCGUAGUUAACUAGGUAGGUACCUCAUUAUUGUAGCAUGAAGUGCCAUGAAGCUCAGAAUAGUUGUUGAUUAGGUCUAAGUUCCGAGGAUAAUCUACAGCUCCAAUGAUCUCUAACGUACCUAGGCACUAGUCUCGUCACCUGACAAUUAUGGUGGAAGGAUCGAUCUUGAAAAAAACCAACUAAGCUUAGAUCCAAUUUUCGAGGCGUUAAUUUGAACCUUCCACAGUUUAAGCCGGAUGGUUCAGUCUAACACGAUAAGCAAUUUAAAUAAAAGGCUUAAAAUGACUGCGUCGGCGGUAGCGGAAUGAAGGCGAGGCUCUGUGUGACGCUAGAAUCUCUGUGUGACCCGAAGCAGUGGUAACUGUGCCGGCUCACUACCCGAUUUGCCCACAAUUAUAUAGUACAUCGCAUAUCCCUACAGUAUCGAGGCAUUUCGAUAGGUCCGGCAUCUCCCGCUGGGUAAGAU
Messenger RNA from Annulohypoxylon truncatum, 2259 nucleotides. RefSeq names its product MFS general substrate transporter. The transcript is spliced from 5 exons. Lineage: Eukaryota; Fungi; Ascomycota; Sordariomycetes; Xylariales; Hypoxylaceae. The record is from RefSeq and is a predicted model, not a curated record. The coding region runs from base 1 to 1596 and encodes 531 amino acids. Gene Ontology annotation, molecular function: transmembrane transporter activity. Gene Ontology annotation, biological process: transmembrane transport.